Trichoderma gamsii is the source of this 705-nucleotide messenger RNA. RefSeq names its product urg3. Lineage: Eukaryota; Fungi; Ascomycota; Sordariomycetes; Hypocreales; Hypocreaceae. The coding region runs from base 1 to 705 and encodes 234 amino acids. The record is from RefSeq and is a predicted model, not a curated record. The transcript has 3 exons.
AUGUUCAAAGCUGGGCUUUUCUCAGCGGAUGGUAAUGAGAUAGUUGAUGCUGGUUUACGAAGCUUGUCGCCAGAAAAGCUGGCCAAAGGAAUGACGGCAUCCCCCAAGAACCAAUUGAUCGGACUGGAAAGCCGUUGCUACCUACUUCAGAGCCUUGGUGUUUCGUUAGAAUCGAACCCAAGCAUUUUCAAGCGAGGCAGACCAAGCGACAUUGUUGUUCUCCAGGAGAUUCUAAAGGAUAGGCCUGGCGUCCAAAGCUUUCACAAACUGACGCAAUGGCUAUCAUAUUCUCUCAUGAUGGCCUUUGAGCGCCUUUUAAACGUACGAUGGACGCAUACAAAUCCACUCACCGGUCUUUAUGAGUAUAGAAACGGAGGCUUGUUUGUCGACACUGGUGUGCUCACGCUCAAACCCGACAUCUACUCGCAAGGCCUUCUAAGCUCAACCGAAAAGAUUCCUAGCUUUGAUGCUACAAGCGAUGUAGUUGUGGAGUGGCGUGCUCUCACGGCGGCUCUUUUGGACAAGAUUCAUGAACUUGUUAAUCAGAAACUUAUCCAAAGCUUAGGAAGCUGUCCGAAGUUGAUAUUGGCGCAGGUUCUGGAGGCGGGCACAUGGAAAUGCGGCCAAGAGCUGGCUUUCGGGUACAGGCCCCAAACUAUGUCGAGCCCAAUUCAUAUCUUAGAUAGCGCUGGGACACUUUUCUGA